AUGAAAUUUUUAACCACAAAUUUCGUACAAUGUGCCGUUAAAGGUUGUCAAUCAUCAUCGGUCUCAUUUCCAUUAAAAUACGAAGAAUGUCAACUAGUUCAAGAAGAACAAGAAUUCAAACCUGAUUUCAUAGUACACAUGUUAGACAAGCUUGAUUGGAAUGCAGUAAUAUCAGUGGCUAGAGAUUUGGGGAAUGAUUCAUUACCUCAAACAAAACCUGAGGGUUUAGAUCCAAUUAUGGAAGAUGAUCAAGUUGUGUUACGGGAUCUACAUACCUUGUUAGUUGAGACUCAGUUGAUUGAAGGGAAAAUGACUUGUAAUAACUGUCAUCAUAUUUACUAUAUCAAGAAUUCGAUACCAAAUUUCCUUUUACCACCCCACCUUGCUAAUUGA
Messenger RNA from Lodderomyces orthopsilosis Co 90-125, 393 nucleotides. RefSeq names its product RNA methylation protein. Bases 1 to 393 code for a protein of 130 amino acids. Gene Ontology annotation, molecular function: protein heterodimerization activity. The record is from RefSeq and is a predicted model, not a curated record. Gene Ontology annotation, biological process: tRNA methylation; peptidyl-glutamine methylation; rRNA (guanine-N7)-methylation. Lineage: Eukaryota; Fungi; Ascomycota; Pichiomycetes; Serinales; Debaryomycetaceae. The transcript has a single exon.